Molecule: messenger RNA, 222 nt
Organism: Chlorella variabilis
Lineage: Eukaryota; Viridiplantae; Chlorophyta; Trebouxiophyceae; Chlorellales; Chlorellaceae
Exons: 1
Coding region: 1-222 (73 amino acids)
Source: RefSeq, a predicted model, not a curated record
AUGAAUGUGGCGGUGAACGCCACCCCCGGCGGCGGCCUCGCCUCCCGGCGCUACUCCCUCUUCGCCUCUGGCUGGCUGCGCCCCGACGGCACCUCGUGGGGCCGCCCCACGGGCCUGGCCCGCCUGCCAGACGGCUCCCUGCUGCUGGGAGACAACCGGGCGAACUGCGUGUACCGCAUCUGGUACCGCCCGCCCAGCCCACCGCCCAGGCCACCCAGGUAA